GAUCAUCUUCUUCUUUAUAGAUAAGAACCGUAGAACAGAUAUAAUUUGAAUAUUAAUCAAAGAUCAUGUCUCAUAUCGCUGUUGAGAGGAAUCGAAGAAGACAAAUGAACGAGCAUCUUAAAUCCCUUCGUUCUUUGACACCUUGUUUCUACAUCAAAAGAGGAGAUCAAGCUUCAAUAAUCGGAGGAGUGAUAGAGUUCAUCAAAGAGAUGCAGCAAUUGGUGCAAGUUCUCGAGUCCAAGAAACGUCGAAAGACACUAAGCCCGCCUUCUUUUCCUUGUGAUCACAAAACACUCGAGCCAUCCUUGUUAGCUGCCGCCCCCAACGCAACCACCAGAAUGCCAUUUAGUCAAAUCGAGAAUGUAAUGACCACGAGCACUUUCAAGGAAGUGGGAGCAUGUUCCAACUCCCAUCAUGCAAACGUUGAAGCCAAAAUCUCAGGCUCUAACGUUGUACUCAGAGUUGUCUCUUGGAGAAUUGACGGCCAGCUGGUGAGGAUCAUAUCAGUCUUGGAGAAACUCUCUUUCCAGGUUCUUCAUCUCAACAUUAGCAGCAUGGAGGAGUCUGUCUUAUACUUCUUCGUUGUCAAGAUAGGACUGGAGUGUCACUUAAGCUUGGAGGAACUAACCCUUGAAGUUCAGAAAAGUUUUGUGCCUGAAGCCAUCGUAUCUACCAACUAAACCAAUGUGCUUACGUGCAUCGUUACAUGAGCAUACUUAACACUUUGCUAGAAAUAAGCUCCUAUAAUACCCUUAUCACUUUUUAUGUUGUAUUUUUUUGCGCUAAAAUUUGGUGCACACUUUUUUAUGUUGUUGUGUCCGAACUCAAAUCGAAUUUGUAUUUUUCCA
Messenger RNA from Raphanus sativus (radish), 848 nucleotides. Its product is annotated as transcription factor MUTE. The record is from RefSeq and is a predicted model, not a curated record. Gene Ontology annotation, biological process: positive regulation of DNA-templated transcription; guard cell differentiation; stomatal complex development. The transcript is spliced from 3 exons. Lineage: Eukaryota; Viridiplantae; Streptophyta; Magnoliopsida; Brassicales; Brassicaceae. Gene Ontology annotation, cellular component: nucleus. Bases 66 to 680 code for a protein of 204 amino acids. Gene Ontology annotation, molecular function: DNA-binding transcription factor activity; protein dimerization activity.